Messenger RNA from Pogonomyrmex barbatus (red harvester ant), 2035 nucleotides. It is a transcript of the gene unpg, whose product is annotated as homeobox protein unplugged. NCBI's taxonomy places the organism in Eukaryota, Metazoa, Arthropoda, Insecta, Hymenoptera, Formicidae. The record is from RefSeq and is a predicted model, not a curated record. Gene Ontology annotation, molecular function: DNA-binding transcription factor activity, RNA polymerase II-specific; RNA polymerase II transcription regulatory region sequence-specific DNA binding. Gene Ontology annotation, biological process: regulation of transcription by RNA polymerase II; regulation of nervous system development. Gene Ontology annotation, cellular component: nucleus.
UAUAAAAUAAUUGUUAUUAACGAAUAUAAAACGCCUUAAUACUAAUUACUAAUUUUAAACUAAUGCUGCGACUCAAUUUAACAUUGAUAACUUGAAAAAAGCCAUUUUAACAAUUACAACUCUUAUUUAGUGUACAACAAAAACCACAACUCAAAUUGCAAUUUAAUUUCCUAGCCUACUCCUACAAUACUAAAAUUUAACGGAAGAUCGAACUGGAACAUUACUUCUUAAUCUCGAGAGGAACGGAAAGUACUGUGCGUGAAAAGAGAGAUUAUGUUCCGCGCGUAGUGCAUCGAAUUGAGAUUGGUCCCGCUCGAUUUUGGACGCUGGUCCAUAGAGUCCAAAAAAAUCAUGGACGUGAGCGUGGAGGAGACCGAGCUCGACGUCGGCUCGGCGAGCGACGAGUUGGAGUCGUCGGCCGCGGAAGCGAAGCUCGCGCGACGUCCGACGCCGCGGCCUUUCACCAUCGAGAGUCUGAUCGGCAGCGCACGCGAGGACCACGACACCGGCAGCGGCGGCAUCGCGCGAGAUGACCGGACGAACGGAAGCGAGGAGGAAGAACACCGGGACCGGGAAUACCAACUCUAUCAGAGGCACUAUCUGGCAACGGCGGCGGCAAGCACCCUACCAUCGGGUUUCGGCGUACCGCUCGGAUUGUACAACGCCUGGCUGCCGAUGCGGAUGUACGGCGGCAGUGGUGCAUCCGGUGUUCCGAUGCUGCCGCCGCAGCAUCCGUCUGCCGGCUACCCGGCUCACCCGGAAUUGCAUCAGAGUCGACUGUCGCAGCCCACCACACCGCUGUCCAGUCAUCCGCAGGGAUACUAUCCGUUGGACGGUUGCCGUCGUACCGCGAAUCAGCGUGCGCCCAGUAGCUUCACCGACAGCGAGGAUGAGGAUGGCAGCGUCGGUUCACCAGCAUCGCCGGCUCACGACCUCUCUAAAUCUCGGCACGGGUCCGAGAACGGUCGUGCUUCAGCCGACAGCGAUGAAGAGGCUGGAGCUGCGGGUUCUGGUGAGAAUCAUGACGCUUCCGACGGUGUCGUCAGUGGCGUCGGCAAUACCGCCUCAAGUCCCAACAGGCCCUUAGAGAACGGACAGAACUCAUCGACGUCAGGUGCCGGUGGUAACAAAGCUCGGCGUCGACGUACCGCGUUCACUUCGGAACAGCUGCUCGAGCUGGAACGCGAAUUUCACGCCAAAAAGUACCUGAGCCUAACAGAACGCUCGCACAUAGCGCACGCGUUAAAACUGUCGGAAGUUCAGGUGAAGAUCUGGUUCCAGAAUCGACGUGCCAAGUGGAAACGGGUGAAGGCUGGGCUGAGCGGUGGAGGCGUCGGCGUCGGUUCGGCGGCGGCAACUAUGACGCCCUCCGGCGCUUCUGGUCGUCACAAUGGUGCCACGGGUCAGCACACUUCUGGUACCAGGAUUGUAGUGCCAAUACCGGUGCACGUGAGCCGUUUAGCGGUCAGGUCGCACCAUCAUCACCUGGAGAAGUGCGCGAGGGCGCCGCGCGCGAGACCAACGCCACCUUCGAGCGAUGGUGGAUCCUCGGGAGCGGCGUCGUCGAUAUUGGGCGAUACCUUGGGGUUGGUGAAUUCCUCGGUAAACUUAACCGGCCAGGUACAACCGCCUCUGGGCGCUGGCAUGGGAGUAGAGAUCGGGGUCGGAGGUGGUUUAAGAGCCUUCGCGGUGCCAGCGCAUCGGGCUGGUCUCGGAUCCUCUGGAAGGUAGUGAACGUCGUGGAUGAUGAACUUGAUUGUCCAAUGGUGGGAUGUAAAAGAAACAGAUAGAAAUACAUUGAUAAUCGAUGUAGAACGCGCGCAUAGUAAUAUGGAGUCGAGUCUUUGUUAUGGAAUUGUAUAUAAUGUCGAUCAGAAAUUUAAAAUCGAUUAUGAUAAAUAUGAAUUGUUAUAAAAAAUAAACACAUGCUUUUUCUUUAUCUUAUAUAAUUCUGACUAUUGUAUUCGUUGAGGCAAAAAAUAACGAUUGUUUUUUUAUUAAAUUUAGAUUAUGACGCACAAACAAUAAUUGUAUA